UGAGAGUAGUCCUUCAUCCCUCUGCAUCCCGAAAUUCAUCUGCGCAAAGAGAUGAGCAGGUACACGAUUCUCCCCAUCCGCCCUAGCAUGGAUGGUUGUGAGGGUGAUUAGGUAAAAUUUUUGUUCGCAUAUUUUGCAUUUUAUUAUGCGUUGCAUGAUUUUAUAAAAAUAACCGGUAGAAGAGAUAAUGCUGAAAACAUUGAUUGUCAUUUAAAGAAUUUGCAUGUGGAAUAUUUCUGAAUAGAAGAUGUUAGUAUUGUGUGGGAAAGAAUGGAUUUAGUUCGCGAAACAUGGUCUGCUUGUAAUCAAUCUCCUCGAACCCCCUCAUUGUGAAAAAUGUUGAAACAUUGUGAGGAGACAGCAUGACCAAAUUAUACGAGUUCAACUGGCAACGGCCCGUUCCUCCUGUCCUCCUCAAGGGCUGCAUAUUUGACCGUUGGGAGGAAGAAAAAGAACAAGCUGCCUAUGAGCCUAAUGCCUUAUUUAAAGUGGAUGAAUACGGCUUUUUCAUCUACUGGAAAAGUGAAGGCAGGGAUGGUCAAGCCCUUGAGCUGUCCCAAGUGAAUGAUAUUAGAGCCGGUGGAGUUCCUAAAGAUGCAAAACUACUGACUGAGCUACAGGCCAAACAUAAAGUCAACUUAGAAGACAUCAGCCUUACCAUCUGCAGCGGCUCAGACAUGGUUAACAUCAACUACACUCACGUCAUCUGUCCUGAUGUAGAUACUGCAAGGGAGUGGCAAGAAUGUCUUCGUUACAUCACUAACAAUAUCAAAGCAAACAAUGUUUGCCCCAUGACAUGUCUUAAAAAGCAUUGGAUGAAGCUUGGAUAUCUUGUAGACCCUGAGGGAAAAAUGCCGAUAAAAAGGAUAGCACAAACAUUUGCCUCUGGUAAAACAGAAAAGUUAGUCUACCAAUGUAUUGGAGAAGUCGGAUUGCCCAAUGGGAAAAAUGAUGUGAUUGAUGGUAAAGACUUCACAUUCGAAAAGUUCCAUCAACUGUAUAACAAGCUAUGCCCCAGAGGAGACAUCGAAGAACUUUUUAAAAACAUCACGCAAGAGAAAAGUGACACCAUAACAGCAAAACAGCUCAUUAAUUUUUUGAAUAAAAAACAAAGGGAUCCACGAUUAAAUGAAAUUCUGUACCCUUUUUAUGAUGAAAUGAGAGCAAGGGAAAUUAUAUCGACUUAUGAAAGAAAUCCAGAAUUGGCGACGCAAGGUCUCUUGAGUCAAGAUGGUUUAAUUCGAUACCUUAUGUCGGACGAGAAUGCCCCAGUAUUUCUUGACCGACUUGACAUCUACAUGGACAUGGACCAACCUUUAGCUCACUAUUACAUCAAUUCCUCGCAUAACACUUACUUGACUGGGCGACAGUUCGGGGGUAGGUCGUCCGUCGAGAUGUACCGACAAGUGUUGCUGGCAGGAUGCAGGUGCGUUGAGCUAGAUUGUUGGGAUGGAAAAGGGGAGGAUGAGGAGCCAAUCAUUACUCACGGAAAAGCUAUGUGUACUGACAUUCUUUUUAAGGAUGUCAUCGCUGCUAUAAGAGAUUGUGCAUUUGUUACAUCUGAUUAUCCUAUAAUUCUUUCAUUUGAAAACCAUUGCAGUAAAAAACAACAGUACAAACUUGCCAAAUACUGCGAUGAUUGUUUAGGGGAUAUGCUUUUACGGGAACCUUUGCCUGCUUUUCCCAUGGAAGCAGGAGUUACACUUCCAACUCCAAAUGAUUUAAAAAGGAAAAUUAUCAUAAAAAAUAAACGCUUGAGACCAGAAGUAGAAAAACAGGAAUUGGAGUUAUGGAGGAAGGGUCAACUGCAAAAUGAUGAUGAUGACGACGAGAAAGAAGAUGCUGCUCCUGAUUUAACUCUCUUGGCAGAAGAAACAUCACAAGAUGGAGACAAGAAGGUAAGUUUCAAUACUGGAAGUAUAUGUAACGGUGGUUCCUCUUGUCGAGGGUCUACAAAAUCUCCUGAUAUAAAGGAAGCACCUCAACUGGAUGAGCAAAUAGCCAUUGCUAACUACAAAUACACUGGUGCAACAGUACAUGUGCACCCCUAUCUUUCUUCCUUGGUCAAUUACGCACAACCAGUCAAGUUCCAAGGAUUUGACGUAGCUGAAGAAAAAAAUCUCCAUUUUCAUAUGUCUUCCUUCGCUGAAAAUACUGCCCUUGGUUAUUUAAAGUCACAAGCAAUUGAAUUUGUCAAUUACAAUAAACGACAGCUAAGUCGUAUUUAUCCAAAAGGCACAAGAGCAGAUUCUAAUAACUAUCUUCCACAGAUUUUUUGGAAUGCAGGAUGCCAAAUGGUAGCCUUAAAUUUUCAAACGCCUGAUUUGCCGAUGCAACUCAACCAGGGAAAAUUCGAAUACAAUGGAGGUUGUGGUUACUUGCUGAAGCCGGACUUCAUGCGUCGUCCGGACAAGACGUUCGACCCCUUUGCGGAGUCACCUGUGGACGGUGUGAUAGCAGCUCAGUGCUCGGUGCGGGUCAUCUCCGGCCAGUUCCUCUCCGACAAGAAAGUCGGCACCUACGUCGAAGUGGACAUGUACGGCCUGCCCACCGACACCAUCCGGAAAGAGUUUCGGACACGCCUUGUCCCCUCCAAUGGACUUAAUCCCGUCUACAACGAGGAACCCUUCGUCUUCAGGAAGGUCGUCCUUCCUGAUUUGGCUGUCAUCCGUAUCGCUGUAUUCGAUGAAAGUAGCAAAAUGUUGGGGCAGAGAAUUCUUCCUCUCGAUGGUCUGCAGGCGGGCUAUCGUCACGUUUCUCUGCGUACCGAGGGUAAUUUUCAUAUGUCUCUAGCUAUGCUGUUCAUUUGUAUAGAGUUAAAAAUAUAUGUUCCUGAUGGUUUGGGAGACUUGAUGGACGCUCUGUCUGAUCCACGAGCAUUCCUGUCCGCUCAAGAGAAACGCUUGGCACAAAUGAGGGCGAUGGGUAUCGAGGAGGCAGACAUCCAGACCAAAGAUCUCCAACUUGGAGCCACAAACUCCAUCACCAAGAAGGACGAAGACAAAAAAGAUGAUUUCAAAAUAGAGCCUAUUAGUGCGGAAACUUUAAAAACAGAAAAGGCUUUUAUGAAACUGAUCAGGAAACAACAAAAAGAAAUGGACUCUCAAAAAAGAAAACAGCAUAAAGAGAAAACAGUUAUUCAGAAGCAACAAUGUUCGGCCAUUGAUAAAACGAUUAAAAAUAUAAAGAAGAAAAACCCUUCUAGCAGUGAAGACAUGGCCAACGAUCCCCAAAUCCGAGAACUUGUGGUGGUUCAGAUGAAACAAUGGUCUUCGAUGAUGGAGAAGCACCGGAAGGAAGAAUGGGAUCUGUCCAAAAGUCAUCUUCUGCAGCAGAGGGAAAUACUGCAAAGGCUCAUGGAAAUGGCUCAAACUUCUCAAAUGAAACAACUCGAGGCCAAAUUCGAAAGAGAGAACAAAGAGAUGAAAGGAAAGCAAGCUAAAGUGUCUGUAGAGACAGCUAGAGAAGUGGCUAGUGAUAAGACACUUCGAAACAAAGCUGAAAGAGAAAGAAGGUUGCGUGAAAAGAAUAGUAACAAUACAAAAAAGUUUAUUGAAGAGAGAAAAACUGCAGCGCUCAAACAGAACAAAGAAAGAGAAAAACUGAAGAAAGUGCAUGAGAAACAACUACAAGAUCUUGCCAGAGAGACUGAAUCCGCAAUAGAAUCUUACAACAAUGCAGAAGCAGAAUACAAGCUGGCAGCCAAAAUGGAAUGCUUCAUCUGAAGCGAUGAAAAAAAUAUUCCGUUCGCAAAAGCCAUUCCUUUUCAUCUUAUUUCCAAACUUUUUCAUUGCUGCUGGAACGUGUCAAAGGAAUCCCACUGUGCCAAAUCAACUCAAUUCUUUCUUUAAGUUUUUUUGACACGAUCUUGUAGUUUACAAUUCCGAGUAUUUGAUUACUAGUCUUAGCGACUGGAUGUAUUCUCAAGACGGAGAAGAAAAAAAUUUCGCUUCACUGAAAGCUAUUCAAACGGUGCUGGAACUUUCAAGCAUACAUUUUUCUUGAUAUUAUGUAAAGUUUCAUAUUGCAUAUAUGACAACAUUAACAGUAUUAAAUAUUUAUUUUUAAUUAUCAGAUCGAAUGUUUUAAAAAUUCGUUGCAAGAUUUUAUUGGAUAAAAACUAAAUUGGUUGCUUUAAACCAAAGAAGAAUUUCAAUACCUUUGAGAUGACUAGUCAAAAUUAUGUGAUAUAUGCCUGGCAAUUUUUACAAUUUUCAUUUACUGUUAUGUGUAUUGUUUGCAUAGGUAUAACUAUCUCUUUUCAGUAAUGUAUGCAUUUGUGAAAAUUUCAUAAUUAUUUUAAAAAAUUAAAUCUCAAAAUUGCUUCCUAUUUUUGAUGCUACUUGACACUAAGUGUUAAUUAUAAAAUGAAGAAGUUGUAUUGAUUAAUUUUUCACUCGUUGCUGUUUUAAAUCAUGCUCAAUAUUGUUUUUCAAAAUGUUUAUGACUGAAAGCUUACAAAAUAUAAAGCAUUUCAAAAUGAAAUUGUAAUUAACUUUUCAAGUAUCAAUUCCACAUUCAUUUUGCAUUUUUUUGUAGAAAUCUUCACUUUUUCUUAAACAUGAUGUUUUUCAAUCUGUAUUGAGAAGAUAAAAAAGCUCAUUAGAAGAGCUCAUUUCUCUUUACAAAUUAAAUUAUUUUAUAAAAAGAACAAUUAAAGUUUUUAAGUGUAAUCAUAUUUCAAAACUCACAACUCUUAUAGAUAUACAUAUUCAUUUUUUAUUAAUAUUGAUAAUAAUCAAAUGUCAGGCUGUCAAUAUUAAGCUAUACUGAUAUUUUCAUGAAUAUCGAUUAAAGGGUUCUUAGGCCUGGAAAAAAAUUUUACACAGGAAAAAUUCAUCAAAAUGGAUUCAAAUAUUUAUCAUUAUUUCAAAGAACUUCUAAUAGAAGAUAUUUUUGUCUGAACAAUGAAUUAGGCAAUAUAGUCUAAAACAAAGGCAAUUUAUAUGUAGACUUGCCAAUUUGAAUGUCUUUCAUUACAUUUUACUCAGAAAUAUUUUCAUUAUCUUAAAAAAAAUCAUUAAUUUCAGGAAAGUUGAACUGAAUUCUGCAUACAAUAUUGCUUUUAUAUUUUAAGGUUUAUUCAUAUUUUACCUCUCAAAUAAAUUUGAGUAUUAUUUUUGAAAAAUGUUCAAAAUAUUUACUAAAUAUUAUAUAAGUAUUACUAGUAUUACUAGUUACUAGAUAUUACUAAUUAUUAUACAGACUUUAUGUAAAUUCCUUUUAAUUAAUUAUUAUUUCAAAAUAAUGAAUGAUUGUUAUUUUGUACAAAAUCACUAUACUCAAAGUAUAAUUUGUUUUGAGAAAAAGAGUAUUUAUCCCUUUCAUGAAACAAUGCUCUGUGAUAUCAAAUGGAUGCUAUUAAAGACUACAUAUAUAGAUAUAUACAUAUAUUUAUGUUAUUUUGUCCGUUGCUUAAGUAGUCCAUGAUUAAAUGAGUUAUGUGCUUUUUGGUAAUAGACACUUGGUGGUAUUUGUAGAAAGUAAAUAACCUAUCUAUGGUUAGAUUUUAUUGUUUGGUAUUUUGAUUUGGCGAUCGAUUUCGAUGAGAGAAAGUUGAAGUUACUAUGAACGAAAAGUAUCAUAUGUGUCAUACUAUUUGAAAUUAUACUACUGCUACUUAGAGUUAGGUUUCUAAUGCUAUGAAUGCAGAAAAGUUUUAGUCUUUAUUAGUUACAGUAAAAAGUGUUUAUCCCGAGCAAUCUAUAGAUGCAUAUUUGAUUUGGCGAAAACUGUAUCCAAAUUUAAAAACCAAUGCUGUUAUAAGUUUUAUCUAUUGAACUAUGUUAGCUACUAUUAAUAUUAACUAAAUAUAAUCACAUUAGCAUGGUUUUGCUCAUCGUUAAUAGAAAAAAGACAAAUAAAUUUGGAAAGUAAAAUAAUUAUAUGAUUAUCGGGGUCUCAUCAUCAUCAUAGUUGGCCAGAUAGCCCAAUGUGAGCCAAUGCCUUCCUCUGAAGAUUUCUCCACGAUGACUUCCGAUUUAUCUUUGAUCUCCAAUUUUUUUCAUUAAUCGGGGUCCACAAAAAUCAGAAGUUUCCAUGAGUCAGGAUUAAUUGUUGGGAAACGGCAUGUAAUGAAAUAAAAAUUAGCUCAACGGCUUUUUGUUUUCGUGCAAUUAAGUGAAGAAAAUAUUUAGUUUCUGAUUUAUUAUUAUCUAAAACUAAAUAAAAUAGCCACAUGUAUGGUAGAUAAUUGUAAUGCUCAAACAGCAGUAGAAGAUAAAAUCGCAUAACAUCCAGCGUAUUUACACUGGAUGUCUUUAGAAAGAAUUUUCGGAAAUAUUCUAAUUUCCAAGUUUAAUUCAAAUUUAUUAAAGUUAUAAGCUUAAAUUUUAUUAAAACUGUAUUACAUGAUCCAUCAAUUUUUGGGAUAUUAGAAUAUAAGUAUGACAAAAUAUAUUUGUUAAUUACAAGUAUUGUGAUGUAGAAACAAAUAAUUUGUACUUCUUUAACGCAAAAUCUUCUAUGCAUCCAAAUAAAAAUCACAUUUUGAAGCAACAUUAGGAUAUUAAAAUCUAAACAAAAGAAACUGUAAUAGAAUGGAACGAUUAAUUAGUGAUCUGUGGCCGUGUAUAAAUCAAUAUUUCCACAUGAAACAUUUAUUUUUAAUUAUUUUCAAAUUGACAAAAAGUUACAGAAUCGUCAUAAAAAUAUUUGAUUAUUUAUUGAUUUUUCGUACAAGAUGUAGGUAUUGUUAUUUAUUUAAACAAAACUUUAAAAGUUCUUAUACUUAACGCAUACUUACUCUUGCACAAAGAUGGAUUUUUGAUAUAAUAUGUCUCACUUUUGUGUUGCCAAUACGAAAUAUAAUGAUUUAAUACUUUAAUAAAUGAAAGUCUAAAAAGGAAUAUUUCAUCAACAACUGGUUAAAUAAGGUUAAACUUGAUGCACAUUUUUACAAUGGGCUUCUGUUAUUGAACUUAUUGUGCUUUAGCGCUAUUGAACUCCGAUUUUUUUUUUCAAGAACUCAGAACUAAUUUCUAAAUAAUGGAACGACGAAUAAAAAGCAGCGAUUCUACAUACUUCCACAUAAAGUUCAUAACGUCUUCCUUCAUAAUGGACAUAUUUUAACGACAGUUUAUUUAGUGAACAUCAAAAUUCCCAUGCUUGAAAUUCCACAAAUGGUCUAUGAUCUUCCGAUAGAUAGGGGAAAAGUUCUUAAUAAAAAAACGUCCUUUUUUAAAAUUAAAUUUAGUACGUAACAAUUAUUAUCAUGUUUAUUAUUAUUACAUAGAGUGCACGGUGUAAAUCAUUAAGAAUCCGCAAAAUUUGCAAAACCCAAAAGAGCCACAGUGUUAUCUCGGAGAAAAUAAAAAUGUUAACAAAUCUGCAAAAUUCUGAAAAGGUGUCUUGAUAUGGAAGAGUACCAAGAUAGUACAAAAGCAUAAUAAAUAUGAAAGAUCUAAUUGUUAUAAUUUUAGACCAUGGAAAUGAUAAUAAACCUGCAAAAUCCUGAAAAGGUGUACUCGUAUGAGAGAGUACCAAGAUAGUAUAAAUAUAACAAAUACGUAACCUCAAAUUUUUAUAUUUUUUGACCAUAGUUAUUUACAGACAAUUAUGGCAAAAAAUAAUAUGUGAAAUAUAACUAAGUAUUCAUUCGUAUUUGAUUAGAAAUAAUGCACUUCAAUUAAGAACUUGAAAGAUUAAAUUGAAAGAUCAACUAAGAAAUACAUGCUUGCAUUGCAUAAGGAGGGUUCUCUUUGUGUAUUUUAGAUUGUUUUUGGUUGAGUUCACGAUUCCUUCUCAUUUUAGAUAACUGUCGCGCAUUUCCUCUAUAAAAAAUACAGUUAUCAGUUCUGAUCACCAAUAAUCAACAUUCACUUCAAUUAAACACUACUUGUUUCAUGAGUUAACUUCUUACGAAUGUGCAAUCCAAGGUUAAAAAUGAUUAUAUGAUUAUAACGUUUGUUUGGUGACGCCUACAGACGUUUAUUCAGAGAUGUUUAAUAGAAAUAUUCCCUUAGUGAGAUUUUUGAAUGAAAGCAUUAAUCUCAUUGUAUGGAGUUGUACAUCAGGCGGCAUGCUUUAGGUAAUAGUUGUUCGAAAAUGCUAUCAUUGGUUGGAUAGCUCAUAAGUCUUUCUUAAUGUGUGAUUAUGUGAUGAUAUAUAUCUGAUAGUCAGUGUGUGAUAAAUAUCUGAUGGCUUUGCGGUGACAUUCGUUAUUGGAAUUAAAUGGUGGUAUCAUUCUCGCAAAAUGUUAACAUAGAGAUAUACAUCUUUCAAUAUGCUAUAGUCAUCUUCCAAAUAAUGUUAUCUUCUUAUCAUUAUCUUUAGCUGAGUAACGUUGGACUGGGCGUUCCAUAAGAAAGUCAUGCGCAAUUAGAUAUACCUCUUUAAUGGAACGUUUCUAUUGCGGUAUACAUUAUAGGAUGCGUUUGCGUAAAACAGUAUUUACGCACCAUUAUCAUUAAUUUAAAAUUCAUUUUUUGGGAGGGGUAAAAAAAACAACUACUAUAAAUUAAAAUGCUUCUUAUUAGAAACAAAUUGUACCUUAUUUAAACAGUGAGAUUAUUUUGAAAUGGAUAUAUGAAAUCAGUAUUCACCAAUUUCCAAUCGACUUCAAAAAAAGUAUUCAUAAAAAUAAAAUUAUUAUAACAACCUCAUGUGACUACACUUAACAUUUAGCAUGUAACAAGCAUUUUAAGUCUUCAUGUUAUUAAAAGUUUCAUUCAUUAACUGCAUUGUUUAGUUUUUGGAUAUUAAAUGUAUUCUUAACAUAUGACCGCGUUUGACACGGAGAUGAAUAAUUCAGAAGCACAUUUAGAACAUUUUUUCAAGUGUAUAUAAGAAGUGUGUAUAAGAAUUUUAAAAUAUUUCAUGUUUUGUAUAUUAAUGAAAUUCUCAUUGUUUUGUUCUUAUAUUCAAAGGUUUUAUGAUUAUUUAAAAUUGAAAUUGAUUAAAUCUAUUUAAAGUUU
Parasteatoda tepidariorum (common house spider) is the source of this 8915-nucleotide messenger RNA. Its product is annotated as 1-phosphatidylinositol 4,5-bisphosphate phosphodiesterase. Gene Ontology annotation, molecular function: phosphatidylinositol-4,5-bisphosphate phospholipase C activity; calcium ion binding. NCBI's taxonomy places the organism in Eukaryota, Metazoa, Arthropoda, Arachnida, Araneae, Theridiidae. Gene Ontology annotation, biological process: phosphatidylinositol metabolic process; release of sequestered calcium ion into cytosol; phosphatidylinositol-mediated signaling. The record is from RefSeq and is a predicted model, not a curated record.